AUGCGAGUCCACCGAAUUCGAAUUCAGAAGAGCCUGGCAGCAGUUGGAGACUUGGGAAUCCCGGGGCUCCCGAAGUCUUUCUCCAUUCUGCCUCGCAUCCUCCGGCCUCCACGGCCUCCACGGCCUCCACGGCCUCCGGCACCAUUCGUCGAAGUGUCUGUUCAGGACAUCGGCAAAGCGGAGGACCAGGCCGCCAGCAAAGCAAAGUGCGCAGGAAGCUCCAGUCCGACGAACGCGAAGGAAGAAUGGUGGCACCAACAGUUACUGGCACAGCAGCGCGAGUCUGACGAGAGGACGCGGACUCUAAGGGAGAGCACCCUGGCGAGGCUGAAGAGCCCGAGUUCCCAGGAGGCCGAGGCCCAGGAGGCCUCUGCUUCCCAGAGUCCGGCUCCGCCGGCUCCGUCGGCCCAGCAGGGGGAAGCUUUUGUGGGCAAGCGCUGCUUUGCAGUCAUCAUCGUCGGAGGCGGCAGCGCAGGCGCCCACCUGGCCUAUCGCCUCUCCGAGGACCCGAAGCGAACGGUCCUCCUCCUGGAGGCUGGGCGCCAGGACAGCUCCCCGUUCCUGCACGUGCCGGUCUUCUACUUCAAGGCGAUCGGGAGCUCCUUCGACUGGAGGUAUCGGACGGAUGGAGAGACUUCAGGGCUGAACAGCCGAAGCCUGGCCUGGCCCCGCGGGAAGGUCUUGGGAGGCUCCUCCGCUCUGAACGGUUUGCUCUACAUCCGGGGCUUGAAGCACGACUACGAUGCCUGGGCUGCUGCUGGGAACCCGGGUUGGAGCUACGAGGAGCUCCUUCCCCACUUCCGCCGCUGCGAGGAUGCCCCUUUCGAUCAUCCUGACCGGGGCACCGGCGGACCGAUGAGUGUCUGCGAAGGCAGCUACCGCACGGAUCUUGCAGAACGGUGGUCGGAGGCUUGCGCGGAGGUUUGCGGCGUCCCCCGCGUCCGGGACAUGAGCCUCGUGGCAGCGGACCCCGAGUCCCAGGGCGCCGGGGUGGCGUACUUCUCCAACUUCAAGACUCCAGGCGGCUUUCGAUGUUCUAGCGCACUGCCUUUGCAUGAAGUUCGGCACCAGCGAAGCAAUCUCCACAUCCUCUGCAAUGCUGAGGCUGAGAAGUUGAUUCUGGAUGGCUGCCGCGUGGUGGGGAUCCGGGCCAGUUGUGGAAGCCAGGAGCACGUGAUAAGUGCCGGGGAAGUGGCUCUUUGUGCCGGGGCACUGGGCUCUCCCCAGCUGCUCCUGAAGAGCGGCAUCGGAGCACCGAGCAGCUUGGAAAAGGCCAACGUGACCUGCCUUCAUGCCUUGCCCGGCGUCGGCGAGAACCUCCAAGAUCAUCUCCAACUGAGGCCCAAGUUCCGCGUCCAGGCUGCCACUUUGAACUCGCAGGUGGGGCGCUUGGCGAAGUUCGUGUCGGAAGGCGGAUUGCUGGGUUGGACAAGGGCGGCCCUGAGCGGUGCUGCUUGGCGUUACGCCUUCGAGUUCCUGAAAGACCGCACGGGGCCCGCGUCGAUGGCGGCCUCCCAGGUCUGCGCCUUCGUUCCGUCCGUCAGGAACGCGUCGAGUCCACCGGACUUGCAGUUCCACUUCCAGCCGCUGAGUACCACAGGUACGCCGGCUGUAUUCUUGGACACCUUCGAUGCUUUCACGGCGUCGGUCUGCAUUCUCAGGCCCGAGAGCCGCGGCCGCGUUGAGCUUCUCCCGGACGGAAGGCUCCGGAUCUCGCCCCACUACUUGUCAACGCCUGGAGAUGCCUCGCUGGCGGUGAAGAGCCUGGAGCUCGCCCGUGAGGUCUCCCGACAUCCGCUGCUGCGUGAAGUCGGUGCCCAGGAGGUGGAGAUUCCGGAGUCCUUGGAUGUGAACUAUGCCCGGGAGAUAGCUGAGACCAUCUACCAUCCCGCGGGAACAUGCAAGAUGGGACCCGACAGUGACGAGAUGGCAGUGGUGGAUCCCAUGCUGCGCGUGCAUGGAUUGCAGGGCCUGCGCGUAGUGGACUGCUCCAUCAUGCCCACGAUCACUUCGGGCAACACGCACGUGCCGACGGUCAUGAUCGCCGAGAAGGCCUCCGUGGCGAUGCUCUGA
Molecule: messenger RNA, 2073 nt
Organism: Symbiodinium sp. CCMP2592
Lineage: Eukaryota; Dinophyceae; Suessiales; Symbiodiniaceae
Source: the annotation of a GenBank genome assembly